UCUGUGCUCGCGUGCCCGGCCAAAGUAAAAACUUUUUGAUAGUGAAGUUUACUGAAUGUUUUAUUUCGCGCUCGUGGAUUAUAACAGCAACUUCCAAGGCUAUUCUACAUUGAUAUCAGACCCUUGACCUCUCAAGGCUGGAUUUUUGUGGUUACCCCUUCGGAGCCGAACCACUGUCUUCACAAUCACAGCCGUGCUGCCAUUGGACAAGGAUACUGCACUCGCUGCCCGAGCACCUAGACACGGGCUAGUCCUUUGAAAAUUCCAGAAAUAGAGAUGGAGAGUCGCUUUUACAUGUCACUUCCACCUCUGCUUCUACUGUGCCUUGCCGUCAUAACUCCAGCAUCCCAGCAGACCUGUGUGCCAGAGGCGGUCAAAGACAACCAGAAUGCUUGGAUCAGUGUGAGAGAGAUGCCUAGUGGAUGCUGGGCCAACUUCACCACUCAGGACAACAAAGAGGUGCACAUCCUCAGCCUGAACUUCAGUCUCGAGGCUAGUAGCAUGUUUGAAAUAAACAUGUCCACUGCCAGGCCAAUGCACCUGAUCAUCACCACAGACUCAAAUAUGACUCUUUUCUGUGCGCUCCAAGUCAACAAUGAUGUCAGCGUUUAUGUACCCAGUGACUCACAUAUAACAUUUUAUAGUUCUAAUGCUGUCCAUCAAAAAGACUUACCUACUUCCAACGAAGAUCUACAGAGGUGGGCCACCGAGGAAUUUGGUGGGGUGACGUCUUUCACAACCAUCCAGAACCCAAGAAAAAUAAUUUCCACUGAGAGAGAGGGAACAAGACUUCUUCCAACUGGCUCCAACACCUGCACUGCUGAAAACGAAUGGCAAUUGUUCAACCAUUAUCUGGCAGUAGAAUCAAACAUACCUAUGCUCAAAUCCUGCUCAUCCACAGUUCCGAACAGCCACACUCAAAAAGAACUGUACAUUGUUAACAUCCCUGAAGAUGUCAGCAUUCGCCAUGUGUUUGUGCAAGUCAUCACUAAGAGAAAGAUCAGUCUGCUUCUUAGAGGACCGCCUGGCACCAUGUGGCGCAUCUUUGACCUACAGGACACCAGCUUAUAUUCGAACAACGUGAUCCUGCUUGCCACCAGCAUGAAGCAUGAAUUCCCUCCCACUUUAAAUAUCACCACAGAUGAUGCGACCGCUGUACAGAAGGCGGCCUUGGACCAUUUCAAGGCUAGCACAAUCACCAGCUACUCUGAGAUCCGAACCAAGAGAACCAUGGUUAUGCUGGUCCUUGGGAAAAAUGACCAUAUUACGGUCACAGAUGCACCAACCGAGACCCCCCCAUCACCCCCCAGCCCACCUCAGAUGCCCCUGUUUAUGCAGCUGUACACCUCUCCAGACUACCGCUCCCCUCUGGACCCGAACACCAAGGUGCAGAGUGAUAAGAGGAUCUACGCAGAGAUCUCAGCCCAGAUAUUUGGGGAAAUUGUGCUGACCAUUAAGGUGAUAAACUGCUCUGUGCGCUCCAAGGGUUCAUGCCCAGUGGUAAGGGACAUGCCCUUUAGGCCAGAGGUAUGCUCCUCCACCGUCUGCCCCAACACUACCAGGAUUAGCUUCUCCCUAGAGCUGCUCCAAGACUUGGCCUCCACAAGCUGGGACCUAGAGUGCUCCGUCAAAUUCUGCUUCAACGAGAAAUGUGGAGAUGGAGGAAGAGUGAAGAGGAACAUGGAGGUUAUCCAGAAAUACAUCCCACCACCAAGGCCGUGUAUUGACUUUGGUCUGUCAGCCGUGCUGGGCAUUGCCUUUGGAGGCUUUCUGAUUGGAGUUCUGCUCAUUGGUGCGCUGUGGUUCAUCAAGAUCCGUACAGGAUACCCAACAGGACUGGAAGUAGGGUCAACUGCAGCAAACCUUUCGGGAUGUCCUUGCACUCUGACCAGCAAACGACAACCAGUCUCCACCAACCCCUCCCCCUCUGAGAACAGUAGUGCCAACGCCAGCAUUGGCAGCACUCAAAGCACGCCAACCAGUAGCAUGGCAUGAGAACCUCAACACUGUCUCUCUCCAGGUCACAUUAUGGGGCCUUAAGAAAGCAUUACCCCAGCUCUCUUUACUCACACCACAAAACACACCCUCUAUCACCCAUGACCCAACCUGAAAUGGGUGAGGUCAGGGGCCAGAGAGAGGAGGGGGGUUGUCUAGCCCAGGCUCCUGACACUCACCUUUUCAGCCUCCCAGCAACAGUUCCAGACGGGAAGUCAGCAAAGGCGGAAAAAAAGCCUCCAGCUCCAAGUAACAGGAAAAACAAAGCAUAUCCCCCAAGAACUAACAGGAAAUUCACUGCAUUCUUUUCAAUGAAUUCUGCCUGUCUGAUGGCGGCACACUAAGAGUCAGUCAGGGGAAGAAAGAGACAAAAGAUUUACUUUUAAAAGCAUACCAAAACUGUUUUGCCUUUUAUUGAUGUCUUAGGAAAUUUCACAGUCCCCUCUUACAGGCAAUUUGGAGAUGAAUGGAUAUCAGUCCUGAAUCUAUUAAGUUGACCGGAGUUUGAAUUAAAAUGUGUUUUACUGUACUGUAUAUGGGUGUUAGAUACACCAUGUUAGAUUUUAGACAGAUCAACAAAGCUAAAACAGCCAGUGUUUUCUUCCAAUACCAAGAAGUAUCUGUCUUAAUAUGAGUUAGGAAAGAUUGGGAAAAGGCUACCUCUUAAUUUAUGUUGAUGACAGAAUGUUAAGCAUGCACUUGACAAUGGGUCCUGGAUAGCUAGCCAGUCGGAUAGCGUUAUUUUGUUUCUCUGUCGUUCAUUCCAUUUCUCUUGCAUUACAUCAUAUUGAUUUACUCGAGCCAUCUGUUACAUACAAGCUGAAUUCAUUAUAAAAUUUUCUUGAAAGUAAAUGUUACUUUGGAGCUUUAGCAAAUUAGUAAGUUUUAUAGUUGUUUUUUUAUAUCAUAUUAAUCUGAAACUUCAGUGUAUUGUCGAGAGACACAUUUCCUUCCUCAGUGUAAUCCAAAGUCAACCAAAUAGCAAAAGUUGCUACCUGAAAAAUUAUAUGAGAGAACUGAAAAUAAAUACUGAGAUAAAAACAUAGAUUUACAUGAUUAAACUCAGGAAUAACUAUAUUUGACAUUAUUGUGGUUUAGGGUUAACUGUGUGCCAUGACAAAUUUUAAUCAGCUAGAAGGUUGAAUUGCAAGUGUAAAUCCAUUCUGUGUGAAUGUACAAAUGUAAAUCUUUCUUUAGUGUACCGUCUCUCUUUUUACCUCUUUGAAAAUGCUAUAGCUAUACACAGCAAAAACAUGUAAUUAUGACCUGUGAGUGUAAAGACAUUCCCUUCAAACAUUCCAUUUAUACUGUACAUGUCUCUUUUAGAAACAGCAAUACUGUAGCAGAAGUAUACAGUACAGUGUGGAUAAAAAUGUUAAUGUUUUUAUUGAAAAGAUUGUACUAGUUAUAUAGUUCUUAACCAUGCCAAUGUACAGAGAAACAAAGAGUCCAAUUAAAUUUGUUAAGUAGAUAAAAAUGAAGUACAUUUGUUUUGAUACUGUCACCAAAUGCAUUAAUCUUAAAGCCUCCACAACCCAAUAAUGUCUGAACUGCAACAAACAGAACUAAAUGGGCUCCAGCAAGAUAACAGUGGAUGUCUUAAAACUUUACCAACAGAGGAUUGCAACAGAACCCACAAGGAUAAACUUCCAGAUUACUUGAUUUCUCAAUACUCUGAAGUAAUUUGGCGUGUUGCUCUGGCUCUUGACCGAUCUUACAAUGCCAUGAAUAGGUAUUUUAAGUAUUAGUUAAUUACAUAACUUGUCAUUUAAAUUCCAACAGUAGAUUUGCUGUGAUAAACUGGCCUCUAACUUAGCAUGUCAUAGCAGAAUGUGUAAAAUUUGUUACCAAGAAAAAUUUGGAUUUGCAAAUAAUGAAAUCAUUAAUUUUUGUAAAAUUACAAUGAAAUGGCCUAGUAUUUAUUUAUUUACAUGAUAACACUUUGUUUAUAAUUUUCAGCUUUUCCCCAAAAGUAACAAUCACAUUAUUAGAAAAAGCUGAAUAACCAGUACUUGAUUUAAAUAUAAUUGUAUUAGUAUUUUAACAUUUUAAAUAUGAAACAAGAUUAAUACAUUAAGGUAGUACAAACAAGUGCAAUUUACAGGGGCAGUAGACCAAAAUGUGAAAGUGUGUAAUCCAGGAGCAAUUACCAAAAAUAUGGCUUAGUUUUCUUUAUUUCCUUACACCACAACCAGCAUUAGAUAGUUCAACAAUGACAAAGGACCUGUUGCUGGUUUGAUGGGCUGGAAAUAGCACACUGGGAAGUGGUAGGUCUGACAUAAUUGUGUUAAUGUGCCUUUGAAGUCAAUACAAUUCUUUUAACUUAAACGAUUUUACCUAGCUUGACGUGUCUGCUAAAUUUGCUAAUACAAAAGUUAGAUGGCUGGCUUAAUUUGAACAAUAGUCACACUAGCUAUUUUGUCCAUAUUGGUGAGGUUGACAAAUAAACAAUAUUUUUGUCACUUCUGGUCAACGGUUAGUGUUUUGAUGUGGCAACUUGUUUAACAAAAUUUUCUAUGAGUUUGCUUCAGUCAUUUUCCAGUAAACUAGGUGCUUCCAAUAACUCUGAUAACAGGUAAACAAGGACAGUGGAGGUAGAAGAGCUGGAGAUUGUCCUGUAAACUAAAAUGUGACAUUUGGACACUGAAGCAGCCAAACAUAAAACAUAUUGAAAUAUACCUAAAACAGACUUAAUAUAUUUAAAUUCACAUGCAAUUAUCUAAAUUUGUACUUAUAUUUUAUAUGUUAUAUGUAAACCAUUUGUGUUUUAUUGGGAUUUAAGUAUAAUAAAUAACUUCAAAUGUAUCUUAAUUGGGACAUUUCUUUGUACCUUGCUAUGUUCUGAAUAUAUUAAAUAAAGAGCAAACAAAUAUACUUCAUUUAAGAUAACAAUUUCUUCACAACUAUAAUAAAAUUAUAUUUCAUUCUAAAUGUAAUGUUAAUGUACUUGAUCAAGCAAAUCCAUUGUAUUCCUUGUAUUUUAUCAUGUCAACCUAUUGAACAUAUAUGUUAAAAUCUUUUGUGGAGAUGUGUUAAAUAUACUUAUUUGAAAGUAUACUUCCCUAUAUCUUCUUGAGAUAUAACCAAUAUAUAUUCUCAAGAAGCAUGUUCUCUUGAUGUGCAUGUUUCAUUGUGUGGAAUAAACACAUUUCUGAAAAAGUAUCGGAAUAGGUCUGCCUUAAUAAAUGCACCCAAAAUUAA
Messenger RNA from Esox lucius (northern pike), 5196 nucleotides. RefSeq names its product endoglin (gene eng). The record is from RefSeq and is a predicted model, not a curated record. The transcript has 14 exons. Bases 277 to 1995 code for a protein of 572 amino acids. NCBI's taxonomy places the organism in Eukaryota, Metazoa, Chordata, Actinopteri, Esociformes, Esocidae.